Messenger RNA from Chrysemys picta bellii (western painted turtle), 3340 nucleotides. It is a transcript of the gene DHX16, whose product is annotated as DEAH-box helicase 16. Lineage: Eukaryota; Metazoa; Chordata; Testudines; Emydidae. The record is from RefSeq and is a predicted model, not a curated record. Gene Ontology annotation, cellular component: catalytic step 2 spliceosome; intracellular anatomical structure. Gene Ontology annotation, molecular function: ATP binding; helicase activity; RNA binding.
CGGUGGGGGGGGGGUCACGUGGCCCGGAAGCGGCCAGCGGGAGGUACGGUGGCCCGGGCGGGCGGAGGAUGGCGGCGCUGGAGCGGUGGGUGUCGGGGGAGCUGCACGCGCUGCUGGGGCUGAGCGAGCGGCACGUGGUCGGGUUCCUGCUCGGCCUGGCCCGGCGCAGCCGCAGCCCCGACGAGCUGCUGAAUCGCCUGGAGGAGACGGAGACUCUGCGCGUGAGCGAGCCGGCCGUGCGCGCCUUCGCCCAGCGCCUCUGGGAACAGAUCCCACGUUCGGCCCCCCAGGAGCGUCCGGCCCGGGUGGCCGAGCGGGAGGCCCUGGCCCUGCAGCAGAAGAACCGCUCGUACCAGCUGCUGGAGGACAGCGAGGAGGAGGAGGGGGAUGGGGGGGCUGCCCCGGGCUCCAAGCGCCGGCCCGAGCAGGGGAAGCACAAAAAGCGGCGCAAACACCUGCGCCGGAAGCCGGAGGAGGCGUCGGAGGAAGAGAACGAAGCUGAGCGGGAGCCGGAGCCAUCCUUGGAGGGGAAAGACUCAGAGGACGAAUGGGACCGCAGCGAGCGAGAGCGUCUGCAGGACUUGGAGGAGCGCGACGCCUUCGCUGAACGGGUCAAGCGCAAGGACAAGGAGAAGACCAGGAACAUCCUGGAGCGUUCGGACAAGAAGGCCUACGAAGAGGCGCAGAAGCGACUGAAGAUGGCAGAAGAAGACAAGAAAACUAUGAUCCCAGAGCUGCGGAAGAAGUCGCGCCGGGAGUACCUGGCCAAGCGGGAGCGGGACAAGCUGGAGGACCUGGAGGCGGAGAUUGUGGACGAGGAGCACUUGUUCUCGGAGCUGGAGCUGACGACGGCCGAGCAGCGGGAGCUGGAGUACAAGCGCCGGGUGCGCGACCUGGCCAAGGACUACAAGCGGGCGGGCGAGCAGGAGAAGCUGGAGAAGAGCAGCCGCUACUACAUGCCCGAGGAAAGCCGUGGCAAGAAGAUCCCCGACCGCUAUGAGGAGCCGGUGGCGGACGAGCGCGCCACGCCGCGGGAUGAGCAGCGGCGCUGGGAGGAGGAUCACAUUGGGGCGGCUGCCCUGCGCUUCGGGGCCCGCGACGCCGGCCAGCGCCACCCCGGCAAGGACUACGAGUUUGUGCUGGAGGAGGACGAGAUGAUCCACUUCGUCAGCGCUGUGCAUAUGCAGGGCACAGCCCAGGGCAAGGAGGAGAAGUCGGAGCUGUCAGAGGUGGCGCGGAGGAAGCUGUCCAUGCAGGAGGUGCGGCGCAGCCUGCCCGUCUACCCCUACCGCCAGGACCUGCUGGCGGCCAUCGCCGAGCACCAGAUCCUCAUCAUCGAGGGGGAGACGGGCUCCGGAAAGACCACGCAGAUCCCCCAGUACCUGUACGAGGAGGGCUACACGGAGAAGGGGAUGAAGAUUGGCUGCACCCAACCCAGACGAGUGGCGGCCAUGAGCGUCGCGGCCAGAGUCUCUCAGGAAAUGGGAGUUAAGCUUGGUAACGAGGUGGGCUACAGCAUCCGCUUUGAGGACUGCACGUCGGAGCGCACGCUGCUCAAGUACAUGACGGACGGCAUGCUGCUGCGGGAGUUCCUGACCGAGCCCGACCUCUCCAGCUACAGCGUGAUCAUCAUAGACGAGGCCCAUGAGCGCACCCUCCACACCGACAUCCUGUUCGGCCUGAUCAAGGACAUCGCCCGGUUCCGCCCGGCGCUCAAGGUGCUGAUUGCCAGCGCCACACUGGACACCGAGCGCUUCUCCACCUUCUUCGACGACGCACCCAUCUUCCGCAUCCCCGGGCGCCGCUUCCCUGUGGACAUCUUCUACACCAAGGCCCCCGAGGCCGAUUACCUGGAGGCCUGCGUGGUGUCGGUGCUGCAGAUCCACGUCACCCAGGCGCCCGGCGACAUCCUGGUCUUCCUCACUGGCCAGGAGGAGAUUGAGGCCUGCUGCGAGAUGCUGCAGGAACGCUGCCGCCGCCUGGGCUCCAAGAUCCCCGAGUUGCUGGUGCUGCCCAUCUAUGCCAACCUGCCCUCUGACAUGCAGGCCAAGAUCUUCGAGCCCACCCCACCCGGGGCCCGGAAGGUCGUCGUGGCGACUAACAUCGCAGAGACCUCGCUGACUAUUGAUGGGAUCAUCUACGUCAUCGACCCGGGGUUCUGCAAGCAAAAGAGCUACAACGCCCGCACCGGCAUGGAGUCCCUGAUCGUCACACCCUGCUCCCGGGCCUCCGCCAACCAGCGGGCCGGGCGCGCUGGGCGCGUGGCUGCUGGGAAAUGCUUCCGCCUCUACACUGCCUGGGCCUACAAGAACGAGAUGGAGGAGACCACGGUGCCGGAGAUCCAGAGGACCAACCUGGGCAACGUGGUGCUGCUGCUCAAGAGUCUGGGCAUCAACGACCUCAUCCACUUUGACUUCAUGGACCCGCCACCCCAUGAGACCCUGGUGCUGGCCCUGGAGCAGCUGUAUGCCCUGGGCGCGCUCAACCACCUUGGGGAGCUCACCAAGCUGGGCCGGAAGAUGGCAGAGCUGCCAGUGGACCCCAUGCUGUCCAAGAUGAUCCUGGCCUCGGAGCAGUACAAGUGCUCAGAGCAGAUCCUCUCCAUUGCGGCCAUGCUGUCUGUCAACAACUCCAUCUUCUACCGGCCCAAGGACAAGGUGGUGCACGCUGACAACGCCCGCAUGAACUUCUUCCUGCCCGGCGGGGACCACCUGGUGUUGCUCAACGUCUACACCCAGUGGGUGGAGAGCGCUUUCUCCAUGCAGUGGUGCUACGAGAACUUCAUCCAGUUCCGCUCCAUGAGGCGGGCGCGGGACGUGCGGGAGCAGCUGGAGGGGCUGAUGGAGCGCAUCGAGGUGGACCUCACCUCCAGCGAGGGAGACUACGUUCCCAUCCGCAAGGCUAUCACCGCUGGCUUCUUCUACCACACGGCCCGCCUGACCCGCACCGGCUACAAGACAGUCAAGCACCAGCAGACGGUCUUCGUCCACCCCAACAGCUGCCUCUUCGAGGAGCAGCCCCGCUGGCUCAUCUACCACGAGCUGGUCUUCACCACCAAAGAGUUCAUGAGACAGGUCAUAGAGAUCGACAGCACGUGGCUGCUGGAGGUGGCCCCUCAUUACUACAAGGCGAAGGAGCUGGAGGACGCCUCUGCGAAGAAGCUGCCCAAGAAAGUGGGCAAGACACGGGAGGAGCUGGGCUAGAGGCCCUGGAGGCCAAAGCCAGCCCCUCAGGACUGGGUUAUUUUGGGGGAGGCUACCCCUUUUCUAUGGACUCUGUACAGCUGUAUAGUGUGUUCUGGCCAAGGAGGGCAGCAGAAACAAAGCGAUUUUUAAAUUAA